AUGGGAGAACUCACAAGCCUCAUUCUUGACGGCUGCUGUUUUUUCGGCCUGCCCAGAGACAUCGGGCAGCUCCAGAACUUGGUUACAGUGAAGCUGUUUUCCAAACGUCUUCUUCACCUGCCUGACUCGUUCGGGCAGCUGGGGCAGCUGAAAGAGCUGACCAUAUACGAAUGCUACGACUUCUUCCACCUCCCUGCCUCCUUCACCAACCUCUCUUCACUAGAAACCCUUCUCAUUUAUGGUGGAUCCUCGCUCAGGGAGUUGCCGCUGGGUUUUGAGAAGCUGUCGAAGCUACAGCGACUAGAGCUGCUAAACUGCGGCAUGACGUACCUGCCUGAUAGGUUCGGGGAGCUGCCGAGCCUGGAAAUCCUCAAACUUCAAACGACCGGCACGUACAGAAGAGUCGGGGUUAAUUUCGAACCUGCCCCACGGCCCGCUCAUCUGGGGUAUGAGAGCGAAGGCGAGGAAUUUCAACUGGACGGAUCCUGCACUCUACAGGGCUUCCCCUCCUCCUUCAGCCUGCUCACGCGCCUGGAGCAGCUGAUUAUCGAUGGGUGUGAGAUGCUGGAGGAGCUUCCAAGCGGCAUGGGCAAUCUGCGCAGCCUGAGGGUUCUGAAAGUGGAGAAUUGCGAGCGUCUGAAGUCAGUGAUCAUUUCAAAUGUCUUCAAGUCAGCUCACUACCUCCCAGAAUCCUUCCUUUCCCUCGACCGCCUUCUUCACUUGAACCUAUAUGACCUCCGAUCCCUCAAGCAGCUUAUAGCCCCCCCAUCCCUCUCCCAAACCCCAGACAAAGCCGGAGCUGACGAGAAAUCCACACCUCUUGCUCCUCUGAACGAGCUUUCGACAAUGCCUGGAUCUAUCGGGCACGCGGGGUUGGGGCGCCUGUCGGCUCUGGUGCACCUUCACAUAGUCAACACCAACCUCCCCUCACUUCUGGACAACUUGGGAGAUUUGAAAGAGCUGGCGGUGCUGCUGCUAGAGAAGUGCCACGCCAUGACAUCCCUUCCUGCCUCCAUGGCUUCCCUUCCCAAACUGCAGCAGAUUGAUCUCAAGUCCCUUCCUCUGCUGACUUACCUGCCUGAGAAUCUCGGGCAGCUGAAGGCACUCAAUGAGCUGGGUUUGGAUUCGUGCAAAAGCCUGCAGGACCUUCCGUCCUCCUUCACUCUGCUCUCCUCCCUCAUAAUGCUGAGCAUCAUCAACUGUCCUAAGAUCACCUGUCUUCCAGAUUCCCUCGCCUCCUUCACCCGCCUUUCCUCUCUGAAACUCAAUCGUCUGCCCAAGCUACAGUUACUCCCUUCUCCGUUCUCCCUCCCAUCACUAAUCCAAGUCUCGCUGCAAGAAUGCAAGGCACUGAGGGCUCUGCCCAGUGACUUGGGCAGUUUGUCCUGUCUUAGGGAGGUGGAUCUGGACGGGUGUAAGCAGCUGAAGGAGCUGCCUCAAUCGCUGGUGGAUAGGUCCGUCUCCGCUAUGGAGUCACUCACAAGCCUCGUGCUUGACGGCUGCGUCCUUCACGAGCUGCCCGGAGACAUCGGGCAGCUUUCGAACCUGGUUUCACUGAAGCUGGCCAGUAGCGAACUUGUUAGGCUGCCCGACUCGUUCGGGCAACUGGGGAAGCUGAAGGAAUUAGUAUUCAUGGAAUGCAACAGCCUGCUUGAGCUUCCAAACUCCUUUGCCAAUCUCUCCUCCUUGGAAACCCUUUUCAUCUACGGUGGGGCUUCUCUAGUAGACCUCCCUCCGGGUUUUGAAACCCUCCCGAAGCUGCGUACGCUCUACCUCUUCAACUGCGUCUUUGCGAGCCUGCCGGACAGGUUCGGGGACCUGCCGAGCCUGGAAGUUCUCAGGAUCGGGACCAAGGCAACGUACAGCAGGAACAGGCUCGAGACAGGCAGCGAAUCGGAUUACGGAAAUGAGCUGGAAGGCGCGUGCGCGCUCCACAUGCUUCCCCAGUCCCUGGUUCGCCUCACAGGCCUGGUAGAGCUCGUGUUGGAGGGGUGUGAGAUGCUGGAGGAGUUGCCAGCAGGCAUGGGGGGGCUGGCCGGCCUUAGAGUGCUCCAGGUGACGAAUUGCCCUCAGCUGCGGCUCUUCCCGUCGCUGUUAUCCACGCCCAGUCACACCACUGCAGGAGAUUCUUCUACUCUGGAUUCUGACCCCCCUCCACCUCCUCCUCCUCCUCCGCCUGCUGCUGCUGGUGCUGGGCCUGCUGCUGCCGCUGCUGCUGCCGCUGCUGCUGCUGCUGCUGCUGCUGCUGCUGCUGCUGCUGCUGCUGCUGCUGCUGCUGCUGCUGCUGCUGCUGCUGCUGCUGCUGCUGCUGCUGCUGCCACUCCUGGUCCCCCAUUGCCAUUGCUGGAGCAGCUGGAGAUAUCUGACUGCCCGCGCCUGGAGAGCCUCCCAGAGGGCCUGCAUCUGCUGCCUAGACUGGAACACCUCGCUCUUGAAGACUGCCCCAGUCUAAAGCCCACACACCAGAGCGCCUUGCCACCACCUGCAUCCCCGCCCCCACACUGCAACACCUUCCUGUCCGUACUCUCCCCACCAUCGACCUCCUCCUCCUCCCGUCCUCUUAUUGCCCCUAUCUCCCUUCCGAGUUCCGUGAAAACCAUCAUUCUCUCAAAUGUCUUCCAGUCAGCCCACUACCUCCCAGAGUCUCUUCUUUCCCUCGGCCAACUCACCCACUUGAACAUCUACGACCUUCCAUCUCUCCAGCAGCUGAUAGCCCCUCCGCUUGUAACCCAGUCCUCAGCCCACGCCCAAGCCACCCCUGACGACCAGUCUGAAAGAUUUGAUUCCGAUUCUGAUGUGCCGGCUAGAUUGGAUCUCCUGUCUUCCCUGCAGCAUCUUCACAUCGCCCUCUCCAACCUCUCUGCACUCCCCCAAACCUUGGGCAAUCUGGUGCAGCUGAGAGUGCUGCUGCUAGAGGAGUGCCCUGCCAUGACCUCCCUUCCCGCCUCCCUCACUAGCUUCUCCACUCUCCAACAACUGACACUCAAGUCCCUCCCCUUGCUGACCCACCUGCCUGAGGAUAUCGGGCAGCUUAAAGCCCUGCGCGAUCUGAGCCUAGAGUCCUGCCAACCUCUUAAAGCCCUGCCGCCCUCCUUCACCCUCGUCUCCUCCCUCAUGCGUCUCACCAUCGUAGACUGUCCUAACUUCACCCACCUCCCGGAUUCCAUCUCCUCUCUCUCCAGCCUUGCCUCUCUCACACUCAAACGCCUAGCAUUCCUCCGCCGCCUCCCCUCCCCUCUCUCCCUCCCGCGCCUCAUCAACCUCUCCCUGCAAGGAUGCAAGCGGCUGAGGGCUCUGCCCUGCGACUUGGGCAGUUUGUCCUGUCUGAGGGAGGUGGAUCUCGACGGGUGUACGCAUCUGGAGGAGCUGCCAGUGUCGCUGGUGGAUCGUAUGAAUGUGAUUACAGUGAAGGGUUCUUGGGGAUGGCACCUGUAG
Closterium sp. Naga37s-1 is the source of this 3435-nucleotide messenger RNA. NCBI's taxonomy places the organism in Eukaryota, Viridiplantae, Streptophyta, Zygnematophyceae, Desmidiales, Closteriaceae. The record is from the annotation of a GenBank genome assembly.